AUGCAACUUUUGGAGGAAUUAAUUUAUGACCUUGACACUUGUCUAACUGAUUAUGAGCAUGACUUGUGUGAAGGGUUCUUUAUGAAGGAAGAGUUAUUGACCGCUUUAUUGGGCCUUCAGACAGGUAAGUCGGGUGGGUCUGAUGGCCUUCCACCUGGAUUUUAUUCUGCUUUCUGGGAUGACCUUAGUGAUUCUUUACUUUCUGUUUUAAAUGAAUGCUAUAACAUCGGUUCGCUUAAUUUGAGUCAAUGUCAGGCUCUCUUACAUUUAUUUUACAAGAAGGUUGAUCGACCCUUGCCAAAAAAUUGGCGUCCUAUUUCCCUUAUGAAUACAGAUUACAAAUUGGCUUCUAAGAUUAUUACCAAAAGUUUGAAAAAGGUUAUGGCCUCCAUUGUGCACUUGGAUCAAACAUGUGGGGUCGUUGGCAGUUCUAUUUUUGCUAAUUAACAUUUAGUCUGUGACCUCUUGGAUAUGAUUGAUAAAACGGAUGAGUCCGGUAUCCUAGUCACUCUUGAUGAAGAGAAAGCAUUUGAAAGAGUCAAUCAUACUUUUCUCAUGAAGGUUUUGAUUAAGUUUGCCUUUGGCCCUUCUUUUCGUCGCUGUGUUUUUGUGUUUUAUUCGAAAGUUUUCCCCGUAUAAUUUGUAAUGGCAGGCUUAUUGAUGCUAUUUAUUUGGAGUGAGGGGUGAGACAGGGGUGUCCUCCCUCCCCCUCUUAUAUGUUCUAGUUUCUGAGGUUUUGUCUACUCAGGUUCGUAAGUGUAAGGACACCGAGUGUUUUCUUCUGCCAGGAGCCGGGGAUCUUCAAUUUAAGAUCUCUCAGUAUGCCGACCACACUACCAAUUUUGUUAAAUCAGACAGGUGUCUCUGUCAUUUACUGUCUGUAGUGAAUAGAUACGAGAGGGGAUGCGGCGCCAAGCUCAACACAGCAAAGUCUGAAGCUAUGUGGCUUGGCCGGUAGCAGGUAAGAGGUGCCUCUCCCUUAAAAGGGCUCGGGUCUUUGUUUUAGCAAUGGGUUAGUGAUGUUGAUAAUUGGAAGUCUAAGCUCUAUAAAUUAAAGCAAUCAUUAGGUUUGUGGUCACAGAGCGAUCUUUCUUUUAUAGGGCACAGUAUGAUUUUAUGCAAAAUUUUGGAACCUUCUUGCCCUUAUUUACUAAGAGUUUUUAACUUCAGUCUCAGAAAAGGUUUUUUGUGAUUCUAUGCAAUAUGUCACUCGAAUUCUAUUUAAAAAAGAGGAUGAAACUCAUAAAAAAUUGGCGACCUAUUUCCUUGCUCAAUGUUGAUUAUAAAAUCUGUUCGUAAUCGAUCGCUUAUCGACUGGCCAAAGUAUUGUCAUCAAUGAUUAAUGAAGACCAAACUUGUUCUGUGCCUGGUAGGACUAUUUUGAGAACUUAGCCUUGUUUCUGGAUGUUUUAGGCCAUGUAAACAUUACCGAUGAGACCAGUAUCCUUGUAAGUCUCGAUCAAGAGAAAGCUUCGAUCAUGUUGAUCAUACCUUUCUAUGUCGCACCCUAGAAUGCUUCGGCUUUGGUCCCAGUUUUUUUACGCUGGAUUUCCACGCUAUAUCAUGGCGUGUCCAUGAACAUUACAGUCAAUGGCUUUUUAACAGAGAAAAUUUUUCUGUAAAGAGGAGUGAGACAGGGUGACUCACUGUCCCCCCUUCUCUAUGUUAUAUGUGCUGAGGUACUAGCACAGAAUAUUUGUAACCAUACUGGUAUAUAAGGCUUUCUCCUCCUUCCUGGUGCUAAUAGCUAUUUCAAGAUAACACAACAUGCAGACGAUUCUACUUGCUUUGUUAAAGACACCUGCUCAUUACAAAAUUUAUUUUACCUGUUACGGAAAUUCAAGAGAAGUACUGGUGCGAAACUUAAUUAGAGUAAGACUGAAGCCAUGUGGCUGGGUGCUUGGUGCUCUUGACCUGAUAUGCCUCUGGGGCUAUCAUGGGUUACAAAAAUGAAAAUUUGUGGUGUGGUGUCUGGUUUUCCAAUGGGUUAGUCAAUGUCGAUCCAGACAAUUGGUUCCCUAGGAUUUUUAAGUUAGAAUCUCAUAUUAACCUGUGGAAGUGUCGUUCCUUAUCCUUUGUCGGGAAAGUCCUUGUCAUUAAUAUCCUCAGACCAAGUAAAUUUUGGUUCCUUGCUAAGGUUUUACCCACCCCGGAGUGGGUUGUUUCACGAUUUAAGAAACUUGUUUUUCCUUUUCUGUGGGGGUCUAAGAUAGAGACUGUUAGUAGAAAGUCUCUAUCUGUUCCGGUCCACAAAAGGUGGCCUAGGCCUCAUUGA
Molecule: messenger RNA, 2275 nt
Organism: Porites lobata
Lineage: Eukaryota; Metazoa; Cnidaria; Anthozoa; Scleractinia; Poritidae
Source: the annotation of a GenBank genome assembly